GGAGGCGCCGCUGUCAUUCCUGCGCCGGAGGAGCCGGCGCUGCCGGUGCCUGAGGGUCGGGACGCGGGCGAGUCGGGCCGCGGGGAACCCAACAGGUAGAGCCGGGGGUGCCCGGCCGCGUGCCCCCCGCACAUCAUGCAGCUCUUUGUCACCUCUCUCGCCCCCAGGCCAAAAUCCUGAGCAUGAUGGAAGACAAUAAGCAGCUCGCUCUCCGCAUCGAUGGGGCGGUCCAGUCGGCCAGCCAGGAGGUGACCAACCUGCGAGCCGAACUCACGGCCACCAACCGGAGACUGGCGGAACUGAGCAGCGGCGGCGGCCCCGGCCCGGGCCCGGGCGCCGUGGCCAGCGCCUCGGCGGCAGUGGACUCGGCAGCGGCGAACAUGGAGAACCACCAGCACUGCGCGCAAGUGCUCCUGCGGGAAGAAGUCUCUCGGCUCCAGGAGGAAGUGCACCUUCUCCGGCAGAUGAAGGAGAUGCUGGCGAAGGACCUGGAGGAGUCCCAGGGUGGCAAGUCGUCAGAGGUCCUCUCAGCCACCGAGCUCAGGGUGCAGCUGGCCCAGAAAGAGCAGGAGCUAGCCAGAGCCAAAGAAGCCUUGCAGGCCAUGAAAGCCGACCGGAAGCGCUUAAAGGGUGAGAAGACGGACCUGGUGAGCCAGAUGCAGCAGCUGUACGCCACACUGGAGAGCCGUGAGGAGCAGCUCCGCGACUUCAUCCGCAACUACGAGCAGCACCGCAAGGAGAGCGAGGAUGCAGUCAAAGCCCUGGCCAAGGAGAAAGACCUGCUGGAGCGUGAGAAAUGGGAGCUGAGGCGUCAAGCCAAGGAGGCCACGGACCACGCCACGGCACUGCGCUCCCAGCUGGACCUCAAGGACAACCGGAUGAAGGAGCUGGAGGCUGAGCUGGCCAUGGCCAAGCAGUCCUUAGCUACUCUGACCAAGGACGUCCCCAAGCGGCAUUCACUCGCCAUGCCAGGUGAGACGGUGCUCAAUGGCAACCAGGAGUGGGUGGUGCAGGCCGACCUCCCGCUGACCGCAGCCAUCCGGCAGAGUCAACAGACACUCUACCACUCCCACCCGCCCCACCCUGCAGACCGGCAAGCGGUCAGGGUGAGCCCCUGCCACUCCCGGCAGCCCUCCGUCAUCUCCGAUGCAUCUGCCGCCGAAGGUGACCGGUCGUCCACACCAAGCGACAUCAACUCCCCUCGACACCGGACACACUCCCUCUGCAACGGCGACAGUCCCGGCCCAGUUCAGAAGAACCUUCACAACCCUAUUGUACAGUCACUAGAGGAUCUUGAAGACCAAAAACGGAAAAAGAAGAAAGAGAAGAUGGGAUUCGGCUCCAUCUCCCGCGUCUUCGCCAGAGGGAAGCAGCGGAAGUCCCUCGACCCCGGCCUCUUUGAUGACUCGGACAGCCAGUGCAGCCCCACGCGGCAGAGCCUCAGCCUGUCGGAGGGCGAGGAGCAGAUGGACCGGCUGCAGCAGGUGGAGCUGGUCAGGACCACGCCCAUGUCCCACUGGAAGGCGGGCACCGUGCAGGCCUGGCUGGAGGUGGUCAUGGCCAUGCCCAUGUACGUCAAGGCCUGUGCAGAGAACGUGAAGAGUGGAAAGGUGCUGCUGAGCCUGAGCGAUGAGGACCUGGAGCUAGGCCUGGGCGUGGGCAGCUCCCUGCACCGGCGCAAGCUCCGCCUGGCCAUUGAGGACUAUCGGGAUGCAGAGGCAGGCAGGAGCCUGUCCAAAGCUGCUGACUUGGACCAUCACUGGGUGGCCAAGGCCUGGCUCAACGACAUCGGCCUGUCCCAGUACUCCCAGGCCUUCCAGAACCAUCUGGUGGACGGGCGGAUGCUGAACUCCCUAAUGAAGCGGGACCUGGAAAAGCACCUGAAUGUGUCCAAGAAAUUCCACCAGGUCAGCAUCCUGCUGGGAGUGGAGCUGCUCUACCAAGUGAACUUCAGCAGGGAGGCCCUCCAGGAGCGCCGGGCCCGCUGUGAGACACAGAAUAUCGACCCUGUGGUCUGGACCAACCAGCGGGUACUCAAAUGGGUGCGAGAUAUUGAUCUGAAGGAGUACGCAGACAACCUGACCAACAGUGGCGUCCACGGCGCCGUGCUGGUGCUGGAGCCCACGUUCAACGCCGAGGCCAUGGCCACCGCCCUGGGCAUCCCCAGUGGGAAGCACAUCCUCCGGAGACACCUGGCGGAGGAGAUGAGCGCUGUCUUCCACCCGGCCAACUCCUCAGGCAUCCGGGAGGCUGAGCGUUUCGGAACGCCGCCUGGGAGGGCCUCCAGCAUCACCCGAGCAGGGAAGGAGGAGAACAGCGGGGGAAGCAAGUACAAGGCUGGCCGGCUGCCCCUGGGGAAGAUAGGAAGGGGCUUCAGCAGCAAAGACUCCGAGUUCCAUGAUGACUACGGCUCUCUUCAAAACGAAGACUGUGGCGACGAGGACCUCCAGGGCAGGCCGGAGCAGUGCCGUCUGGAAGGCUACAACGGCCUGGAGGUGACCAACGUGUAAGGCAUUGGUUCCCCCAGACCCAGCACAGAAA
This is a messenger RNA of Tupaia belangeri chinensis (Chinese tree shrew), 2541 nucleotides long. RefSeq names its product kazrin, periplakin interacting protein (gene KAZN). The coding region runs from base 183 to 2510 and encodes 775 amino acids. The record is from RefSeq and is a predicted model, not a curated record. Gene Ontology annotation, molecular function: protein binding. NCBI's taxonomy places the organism in Eukaryota, Metazoa, Chordata, Mammalia, Scandentia, Tupaiidae. The transcript is spliced from 15 exons.